UUGAUCGUCGAUACCGACAGCGAUAAUCGACACACUGCGUAAUCGUCAUCAGGGGGGCCGAUCCCUGGCGGCCACGACGAGCGUAACCGUCGCUGCUCGCCCGCUCGCCGCCGUCGCUUGACAGAACCAGACAGAACCGAGGAAGAUGGCCGAUAUGACGGAGUCGCCGCCUCUGUUCGACACCAACGAGACGAAAUUGGACGACCUGGAGGACAACGACGAGGAUAUCUUCGCGUCCGCGCUGCAGGAACAGAAUCAACUGGAGGAUGCGUCGCCUUACAACGGAGUGUCCAAGGUCCAGGCGGAAUUGCCAAAGCUGUCCCUGCGAGACAUGCCGGAGGAGAAUUCGUUCUCCUCGAUGUCCAGCCCGGCUCCGGGUCCCCUGAGUCCUCCGCUAGGACCGAUGAACACGGAUAUCGGGGAUCUUCACGAUGUUCCUAUCAACGACAACGCGGAUCGUCUGUCCACAAACAUUAUUCAUUCUCGAUCUUUAGAAGAGGUCCCGGCAGAUACGUCUGAAGUUUUCCUGAAGAUUACUGUUACCUCGCCUCAGAAGAUAGGUGACGGAAUGGGUGCCUAUGUCGCGUACAAAGUCGAGACGAGAACGAAUAUGCUUAUUUUUAAGAAAAGGAACUUUAGCGUGAUUCGGCGUUUCAGCGAUUUUCUAGGUCUUCACGAUAAAUUGACGGAGAAGUAUCUCAGGAAUGGCAGGAUAAUUCCACCGGCCCCAGAAAAAAGUGUAAUUGGAACUACGAAGAUUAAAAUGUCCGGGGACAAGAGUCAGGAACAAAAUUCGAGUUCCACUGAAUUUCUCGAGCGACGUAGAGCAGCCCUCGAGAGGUAUUUGAACAGAACAGCUGCACAUCCAGUUCUGAGUAUUGAUCCUGAUUUCAGAGAAUUUUUAGAAGCUGAUGUAGAAUUGCCCAAGGCCACUAAUACGUCUGCAUUGAGUGGUAAAGGAGUAAUGCGGCUUUUCAACAAAGUCGGGGAAACGGUUAAUAAAAUAACAUACAAAAUGGACGAGAGCGAUAUGGAGGGUAAGUGGUUUGAAGAGAAAACAUCGCAGAUAGAUUCCCUUGAUAUUCAGUUACGCGCUUUGCAUUCCGCGGUCGAUUCCUUAACGAAUCAAAGAAGGGAAUUGGCAAACUGCACUGGUGCUACGGCGAAGUCGAUUGCCGUUCUUGGUCACGGCGAGCCGGGAGCGUCUCUUGGCAGAGCUUUGGCACAACUGGCCGAAACUCUGGAGAAGGUGGAAGUGAUCAGGAAGACGCAAAGCAACAGCGAUCUCUAUCAAUUUGCAGAAAUGUUGAGGGAUUACGUCGCGCUUAUUGGUGCAAUUAAAGAUGUUUUUCACGAGAGAGUGAAAGUCUUUCAAAAUUGGCAACACGCCCAGUUGAUGUUGAAUAAGAAACGAGAACAGAAGGCGCGACUCGAGCAAUCAGGCCGAACGGACAAGACGAGUCAAGCAGCUACCGAGGUCAUAGAAUGGGAGGCGAAGGUGGAUAGAGGCCAGGAAGAAUUUGACAAUAUCUCGAAGAUGAUAAAGGAGGAGGUCGAACGCUUCGAAUUAGUUAGGGUGCAGGAUUUCAAGAAGCAGCUGAUUGAAUACCUGGAGUCGAUGCUGCAACAUCAGAAUCAACUCGUUAAGUACUGGGAGAGUUUCUUACCGGAGGCACGAGCGGUGGCGUAAAACAUUCCGUUGAAAGCGAAAGGAAGCGAUUAUUACGAUAAUAAGGCCGAUACCUACCGUAUAACACGAAAGAAGAAACUUCUGUGAUGUUCGUCGGGACAAGUUACUCGUUCAGUAUCAACGAUUGCGGCGUAUCUUAUCAAGAGAAUUCUUGGGCUUCGUCAAGAGAGAAGCUCUUCCUCUGUUCCUGCUUUGUUUCAGUUUGCAUAUGAAAUGAAAUAAAGCAGGAACAGAGGAAGAGCAAACGUGCGAUUCGGGGGUAUGCCAGUUCACUGGAAGUGUAAGAAGAGAAUUACAUCCUAAUUAGACGAACGUAACUAGAAGUCUCAAAUUUUUAUUACAUUUCAAUUAUUGUCAAUAUAUAAUAUAUUCAUUCUUUAUGAUUACUUUAUAUCCAUAUUAUAUAUACAUUA
This is a messenger RNA of Temnothorax curvispinosus, 2103 nucleotides long. It is a transcript of the gene Snx1, whose product is annotated as sorting nexin-2. NCBI's taxonomy places the organism in Eukaryota, Metazoa, Arthropoda, Insecta, Hymenoptera, Formicidae. Gene Ontology annotation, cellular component: endosome membrane; endosome. Gene Ontology annotation, molecular function: phosphatidylinositol binding. The coding region runs from base 146 to 1690 and encodes 514 amino acids. The record is from RefSeq and is a predicted model, not a curated record. Gene Ontology annotation, biological process: early endosome to Golgi transport. The transcript has 8 exons.